AUGUCUAGAUCCGAAGCAAGCAUAGCCGCGACGCACGAGGCGACCAUCUCCCAAAUCAACUACCUCAUCGGCUGGAUAUGCAUCCUCCCCAGCGAAUACUAUGAGGCGUCCAAGAUGUUCGACGAGGUGUUUGAUUCGAGUGGGAUCAUCCGGGGCCGAAAUGACCGGAACAGCUAUGAUAUCGGACACAUCGGCGGACAUUUAGUGGUCAUGAACUGUCCGGCCGCUGGAAACAACGGGGAGGUUCAUGCCGCACGAAUCGCCUCCGAUAUGCGAAGCACCUUCCCAUCCAUUCGAUUCAUGCUUCUCGUGGGCAUCGGCGGUGGCUCGCCCUCUCGGCAGGAUGUGCGCUUGGGAGAUGUCGUUCUUGGAACCAAGGUUGUGCCCUACCGACAUGGGAAGAACACAGACCAUGGCUUCGAAGUCAUCGGCAAAACUGGGACCCCACCGCCAAUCCUGCAAAGCGCAAUGACCCGAUUGGGUUUGAAGCUGAGGCAGGACCUGAACAUCGAGGCGACCAUCCAAGAAGUCAGGCCGUACACCGUUCCUCGACCCGCGACCGAUAACCUCUAUCUGCCCACCUACAUCCAUUCCAGCUGCUGUGACUGCUUGAGAGCCGAAGCUCAGGCCUUGGGCUCCCUCUCCGUGCGCAAUCCCCGCCGCGGCAACUUAGUGCAGGUGCAUCAAGGUGUGGUGGGCUCUGCGGACCAGGUCAUGAAGAAAGCCAGUGAGCGUGAUGAGUAUGCCGGGAAGCAGGGUAUUAUAUGCUACGAGAUGGAAGCCGUCGGAAUCAUGGAGACAAUCUCCUGUCUCACCAUCCGGGGGAUCUCAGACUACUCGGAUGGCCACAAGAACGACGACUGGCACUCGUAUGCAUCUUUGUCGGCGGCGGUGUGCGCGAAAGAGCUUCUCAAGAACAUCCCAGCGCAAGACCUGGAGCGGUGUCCAUUGGAAGUGUCUCAAUACGAGAUUGAGCGGUGGGCCAGGGGCGCUAUAGAGCAUUUCUAUUCCUCGCAAAAACGCCUAGCGCCCGAGCCGGAGACGGAAUUUCAGACCGCGGUGCGCAACCUCGACACGAUUUUCGACGUAAUCGGCUUGAUACAGCUUCGCAUUGACCCCUGGCUGAACGAUCUGAGUGAGAGGCCCGAUCCAGUUGCUGAGCAAGAGAUGCGGGACUCCGUGGAGGCGUUGAGGGCUUUGCAGGGAGAGCUGUCGAAAUGUAUGAAGGAGCUGCGUAGUCAGGCCAAGCAGGAGGCCAAAAGACCAGACAAUAGUGAGGCCAAGCGCGAGGAAUGGAGAAGCUUGAAACGGAAAAUCAAGAGGCAAACACGAUGGUCGAAUGAGGUCUCCAAGGCGACUCGCAACGCUCUGUGGUCGACCAAAUCGGCGACACUGCGUGUUUUUCUUCUUCUCGGCCAGUCAGGAAAUCAGGCUGUUCAGGCCACGGGCGAAUCUCUCCAUCAGGUCUCCCAGCAAGCUUUGAGGCAGCUGAAGCACCUCCUGGAAGAGUUCAAGCAUCGCCUCUACGGCAACCCUCAAGAUGCUGAAGAUACAACCUCGACGGAAGGCAGGACCAGCGGCGAAGAUACCGCAUCUCAGGCUGAUGCACCGGCCUUGUCUUCCGAGGCAGUCUCUCCGCGAAGUAGCCAGGUCACCUCUAUCUCUUCCGAUCGGGGUCAUCCUGAUGACACUGAAUCACACCACCAGGGCAGAAGAUCCCCAUCGCCAUCUCUUAGACACGAGCACAUCUCGGAAAAAGGUCCUCCUCCUCCUCCACCAACAAGACCUCCUCUUCCUCCCUCUUCCCGAGGCGUCACAAAUUUGUUGCAAAGUAGAAGACCUUCUCUUCACCCAUCAGCCAAAUUUGCCAUAUCCCAGGAGAUACCAUUGCCGACGGACGCUGCUUCUGUGCGACCAGGAAAAUCGAGCAAGUACCCCAACGGCUUAUUCCUACAGGAUUCCCUAGCCCCUCCUCUCACUCAGACGAAGGGGGCACCUCGGCCUUCUCGACCGGUUCCAGCGUCCGAAAGCCCACAGGCUGAGACCCCAGGGUCUAUUGAAAGGCCGGUGCAACCCGAGCAAGGCGUCGAUAAUACCAGUUUCCGAGGUGUGAAAGACACAAUAUCGAUCUUCCAGAAGCAUGAGCAUAAUAUGGGCGUUCGUUCUCGGUCGCCUGUGGGGGGGGGGAGUGUGAGCAGAGCCAUUGAUUGA
Molecule: messenger RNA, 2211 nt
Organism: Aspergillus saccharolyticus JOP 1030-1
Lineage: Eukaryota; Fungi; Ascomycota; Eurotiomycetes; Eurotiales; Aspergillaceae
Product: 5'-methylthioadenosine/S-adenosylhomocysteine nucleosidase family protein
Exons: 3
Coding region: 1-2211 (736 amino acids)
Biological process (GO): nucleoside metabolic process
Molecular function (GO): catalytic activity
Source: RefSeq, a predicted model, not a curated record